Messenger RNA from Lactuca sativa (garden lettuce), 895 nucleotides. Its product is annotated as cytochrome C oxidase assembly protein. The record is from RefSeq and is a predicted model, not a curated record. NCBI's taxonomy places the organism in Eukaryota, Viridiplantae, Streptophyta, Magnoliopsida, Asterales, Asteraceae. Gene Ontology annotation, cellular component: mitochondrial membrane.
UUUGUCAAUUGACCAAUAUACCCAUGAAACUAAUAAAACCUUACCUUUAUUGUUACGACUCCGUUGCCUCUCUCCCGACUGCUCUCACGUCAACUCUCUCCCUGCUCGCCGCCGUAUGCCGUCGCCGCUCCUGUGAGGCCACCGGAAGGAGACCUUCGAUAGCCACAGCUACACCGUCGCACCCCACCCCAGUACAUGUCAUUUUGUGGUGUUCAAGGAUGACAACAAUUGGAACAACAAUGGGUCAACAACCUAAUACUACUAACAAACCUGAAUCUAAAAAUGCUACUAAAAUUCAGAAUUCAGCUUCAGGGUUCAAAAGAUGGGGAAGAAAAGGUCCAUUUAUCAGAUAUGGACUUCCUAUGAUUUCACUCACUGUGUUUGGAGCACUUGGGUUAGGUCAUCUUUUACAGGGAAGCAAGGAUAUAGCUAAGGUGAAAGAUGAUCAAGAGUGGGAGAUUCUUGAAACUAAAAAAGCCCUUUCAAGAACAGGGCCCAUUGAAGCUUACAAGCCUAAAAACUUGUCAAUAGAGGAGGAGCUAAAGGCUUUACAGAAGAGUGUUGACAUAAACAACUAUGAAUAUAAGAAAAUUCCUAAGCCAAAUGAAGGUACAUGAGCUUGAAGGAAUGAAGUCUAGUUCUUUUUCACUUUUCCCUAAAUAAGCCACAUAUCUUUGAGCCUUUUUGUGUAGUUUUGUGCCUUGGAUACGAAGUUUGUAACAUUUAUAAGAUGCAUAAAAAGGAGUGGAACAAAACCCUUUUUUUCUGUUGAAUUUUGGUGGUGAUGAUGUUAUUUGGAUCAUUGGAUAUAUGUUGUUAUAGUUGGUUGCUCUAAAUCGUGAAAGACUCAUCAAUUUAGAUAGUUGUUAACAUGUUAUGUGUAUCAUGUGUGAUA